Molecule: messenger RNA, 1635 nt
Organism: Moesziomyces aphidis
Lineage: Eukaryota; Fungi; Basidiomycota; Ustilaginomycetes; Ustilaginales; Ustilaginaceae
Source: the annotation of a GenBank genome assembly
AUGGUGGCGUGUGGCGUGACGACGAUGCGCGCACUCAGGGCGAUCGACCCGCGCAGCCGGCUCGGACUGCUCUACUGGGCGCUGGUGGUGCUGCGCUGCAUCAGCGCGUUGUUCGGAUACGCCUACAUCCAUCCGGACGAAUGGAUGCAGUCGGGCGAAGCCUACUUUGGCGCGGCGUCGCUGCCGUGGGAAUGGCAGCCUCGACAUGCGCUACGCUCCCCCGCCGCGCUUCGUACGCAGUACGCUGCGGUGCCCGCACUGUCGCUGUUGACGAGCGAUGGGGGGUGGGGGAGGUUCGUGGCGCAGCGCGCAGCGAUGGUGGUGUGGACGCUCGUGGUGGAUGCGGCGGUGGUGGCGACGUUGGAGCCAGGACUGGCGCGCAGGCUGCUGUGUCUGUACGGCGUCUCGAGUGCAGCUACGACGUUCAUGGUGAGGCCGUUCAGCAACUCGACCGAGGCAGUGCUGCUCGCGCUCAGCCUGGUGUCCGUGCUUGCGUUUGUGCGCGAUGAUUCGUGGUAUCGAGGAGGCGUGUGGAAGUGGACAGUGCCGGUGCUGCCGGUCAUGACGGCAGUGGGCGUAUUCACCAGGUUCACGUACGUCGCCUUUGCAGCGCCCGUACUCGCCCUAUUCCUGGUGCAAUUGGUCGAAUUGGCUCGAAAGGGCUACGCGGGCAAGGUGGCGGGGUGGCUGGCGUUGGCAGCAGGGAGCGGCGUGGCAACUACGGCCGUAUACCUCGGCAUCGACACGCAUUUCUACACUCGAGCGGGGGUUGCUGAAGUGGCGAGCGUGCGGUGGCGUGGAAUGGAAGCGGUAGUGGCGCCGCUCAACGCACUGGCGUACAACGCGCAGACGGACAAUGUCGCGCAGCACGGUCUGCAUCCACGCUGGCUGCACCUCUGCGUCAACCUGCCCAUCAUGGUCGGCGUGGCCAACGUUGCUGUGCUACUCAUUCACGCCACCAACACCUUUCGCGGCUGGCUCGCAAGACAAGGGUGCAACGCUCCCAGUUCGACGCGGGAUGGGGAGGCGACAGGGGUAUCGCUGUGCAUCGUGGUGGUAGCGCUGUGCGUGCUGAGUGUAUCGCCGCACCAAGAGCCGCGAUUUCUACUUGCACUCGCAUUCCCCUCGGCGAUGGUUAUGGCGCACGCGCUAGGAUCGCGCUUUUUCCGCACCCGUCCGCGCCUCGUACGAUGGCUGGUGACACUCCACGUCGCACAGCACCUGCUCCAGAUGGUCCUCUUCUCCUUCCUCCACCAGGGUGGCCUCCUGCCCACACUGUUUGCCAUCGAGAAGGAGACGAGCCUCAAGACGCACCUGGUGUUUCGCACCUUUCCCGUCCCCACCCACCUGACCCCCCACAAGGACGUCAGGGGAUUCGACUCGUCCACCUCUCCACAACAUCUGCUCCAGAUAGCCAAGCAAGGUUGUGGACAGACAGCCAUCUACACGCCCAGCUGGUUCGUCGCCCCACUGCAACAUCUAGCUCGCGAUCAAGGUGUUUCUCUCACACCGCAGCGACACUUUACGGGACACGUGGAUCUAGAUCACCUCGAUUCGGCACUCGCGCUGCUGCGCACCUCACCCGUGACGGAGGUGUUUGCGAUCCACCAACUGCUCGUCACCUGUCCCCCAUAG